AUCCAUUCUAUUAUCCAGGCUUUUCUUCUCUUCUUUUCUUUCCUUGCAUUAAGUGACUUUUAUGAUCUAUACAUUCAAACUGUGGUUGCUUAUCCUUCUAUCAGCCGUUGUGAAGGCACAGGAAGCACCUUCAGAUACAGUUCUAGAUGAAUGUACAGCAGAACACAUAACUGAUUAUAAUAUGCCAAUGAGAAUUGGCGCACUGUUCAUUAUUCUAGUCACUAGUUCGCUUGGCAUAUUUACACCCAUCAUCAUGCAUAGAAUAUCACCUUAUACCAAAGGAAGUAGCAGAGACUGGUUACUCACCAUGGGCAAAUUUUUCGGAACAGGUGUCAUUUUAGCAACCGCGUUUGUACAUAUGCUUCCCGAGGCAUUAGAGAAUUUCAGUAGUCCUUGUCUCAGCCCCGGGUGGCAGUCUUAUUCCUCUUUUGCCGGUGUGUUUUGUAUGAUUGCUUCAUUUGCUCUCCAAUUGUUAGAACUCGCCGCGGUUGCAAAUAUCGAAAGACUCCGUUCGAACAGAAUGGCCAAUCAUUCAGCAAGCGAUAUUGAAAAGCAAGAAGCAGGCACUUCUUGCUCCAUUAAUUCUGAUUCAACUGGCUGCACAGCCAGAACUCCUCCUGCAAUACACGAUCAUGAAGGUCAUGUUCACAGCGCUGGAUUAUUCGAAGAACCAGAUGCAUUCAAGCAUGUUGGAACCUUUAUUUUAGAACUUGGCAUUGUUAUGCAUUCUAUCAUCAUUGGCAUCACCCUAUCUAAUACAGGCAGCGAAGAAUUUGUAACGCUCUUAAUUGCACUCGUCUUUCAUCAGUUCUUUGAAGGUGUCGCCUUAGGCACGAGAAUUAAUGACAUGGAUAUCAAGGGAUGGAAAAAACCAGUACUGAUGGCACUUUUAUUCGUCCUCAUGACCCCCAUCGGUUGUGCCAUUGGUAUCGGGAUUCACUCUUCAUUUAAUCCUAAUUCAUCAUCGGCUAUCCUAGCUUCAGCCAUCCUUGAUUCCCUUUCAGCUGGCAUCUUACUUUACAACGCAUAUAUCUCAUUAAUGAGUCAAGAGAUUAAUCAUAAUGCAGACUUCCGCAAAACUUCUCUUAGGAGAAAGGCCGUUUGUUUUAUCUCAAUGUAUUGCGGUGCUGGACUCAUGGCAUUAUUAGGCAAAUGGGCCUAGAUAUAUCCUCUCUAUAUUAUAUAGCAUUUGUAAUCAUUUCAUUCACAUCAUACUUUGUAUAUCAUAGCAAUAAACAAAAAGAGCAUGC
Molecule: messenger RNA, 1250 nt
Organism: Rhizopus microsporus ATCC 52813
Lineage: Eukaryota; Fungi; Mucoromycota; Mucoromycetes; Mucorales; Rhizopodaceae
Product: Zinc/iron permease
Exons: 5
Coding region: 182-1162 (326 amino acids)
Biological process (GO): zinc ion transmembrane transport
Cellular component (GO): plasma membrane
Molecular function (GO): zinc ion transmembrane transporter activity
Source: RefSeq, a predicted model, not a curated record